CAUCUAAUUGAUUGAAUAAUAAUCCUCCUUUCCUAUCAUUUAGAUGUAGAGCCUUAAUAAGUGUGGUUUCACUACUGUUGCACCAUGUGAGGUGAUCUCAACUGCUCUCUUCUUGCCAUUAAAGUUUCCUUCUUUCCCACCACAUUUAUUUCACAUACCACUUCCCAUAUAUCAUCACUCUCUCUCACUCACUUUUAUCUUCUCUCUCCUCUUCUGUUAGAUCUCACUCCCCAGUGGGAGAGAGAAGAGAGAGAAAAUGGCCCCAGUUCAAGAGAAUUUCAGCCAAAUGAAGAAGCUGCUAAAUCUGUGUCUAUUCCUAGUUUUCAUCACUUCAACAUUGAUUUCCACAGCUCAAUCUCAAAAUCACCACCUUUUUAGCAGAUCAAGAUUGCUCCUUCAGUUAGAAGAAGAUGAUCAUCACCAUGAUCAGCCAAUCAUCACCAAGAAAACCACCAAAAACCAUUCCAAACUCAUCAAACCAUCUACCUCAAAUUCACCCAAGAACCAAACCAAACUCCCCAAAACCCCAAACCCUUCCCCCAAAAACCAAACCAAACUCCCCAAAAACCAAGCCAAAGACUCAGCCUUUGAGGUGAUCACCAAGAACCAAACAAAACUCAUCAAAUCACUCCCAACCCCCCCCAAGAACAAGACCACCAAAACCACCCCUUCACCACCCACAACCCCCAAACCCAAGAUCAAGAAACCCUCAGACCAAUCCAAGAUCAAACCUUUACCCAAACCCCAGAUCAAGAAACCCUCAGACCAACCCAAGAUCAAAACUUUAUCCAAAACCCACCACCAGAAAGCUCCAGAAGAGCCGGAAGAAGAAGACCUCGUCUCAGAAUUCACAGACCUCCCAUCAAAAUUCCAAGAAACAUUCCUCACCAAAUACAACUCCCAAUUCACAAACAACUUCAAGCCCUACGUCGGAAGCCGCUACGCCUCCAUCGCCGCCUCCUUCAUCUCCUUCGCAUUCAUCACCAUCCCUCUAAUCCUCGUCUCCCUCCUCUUCACCAAGAUCACCGCCUACUUCUCCCUCCAAAAACUCAUCCUCUUCAUCCAAAUCUACCUCUCCAUCUACUUCUCAAUCCUCUCCUUAUCCGCCCUGAUCACCAAUUUGGAGCCCUUGAAGCUCUUCUACGCAGCGGCGCAGUCGGCCUACGUGGCGGUGCAGGUUUUCCAAACCCUAGGGUACGUGUUGUACCUGCUGCUGCUGAUCAUGUACCUCGUGCUGGUGUUCUCGACAGAGAGCGGCGCCGCGGCGAGGGCACUGGCGCUGGUGCAGACGGCGGUGGGGCUCGCGGUGGGCUUGCAUUACUACACCGCGGUGUUCCACCGGGCCGUGCUGCGCCAGCCGCCGAGGGCCAGCUGGAAGGUGCACACAGUUUACGCAACGUGUUUCGUUGUGAUUUGUUUGCUGGGGAGGCUUGAUAGGAGGAAAAAGGCCUAUUUGCAAGAGGGUGGUGAGGAGGGGAAGAAGAGUUGAGUGUUUUUUUUAAUUGCCGAGGGUAUCCAUCAGCGGGCCCAAUAAUUAUUUCCCAUGCUGACAGCGGACGCAAGGAUUUAAAGUUGCUUUAUACUCAAAGGCAGUCACCGUUUGGUUAUUGAGAAUUUAUAAUCAUAUUCAAACAAGUGUAAUUUAUUGUGGCUAAUUGUUAUUUAUAAGAAAGAAUUUCAUUGGAGUUAA
Messenger RNA from Salvia splendens (bonfire salvia), 1690 nucleotides. RefSeq lists its product as uncharacterized. The transcript has a single exon. Bases 257 to 1489 code for a protein of 410 amino acids. NCBI's taxonomy places the organism in Eukaryota, Viridiplantae, Streptophyta, Magnoliopsida, Lamiales, Lamiaceae. The record is from RefSeq and is a predicted model, not a curated record.